This is a messenger RNA of Glossina fuscipes, 2764 nucleotides long. RefSeq lists its product as uncharacterized. The coding region runs from base 366 to 2705 and encodes 779 amino acids. Lineage: Eukaryota; Metazoa; Arthropoda; Insecta; Diptera; Glossinidae. The transcript has 4 exons. The record is from RefSeq and is a predicted model, not a curated record.
AAGCUCCACAAUUUCAUAAGCAAUUCUCUUAUUCUCCCUCUUCUUUCCCUCUCUCUCUCUCUCUCUCUCUCUCUCUCUCUAUUUCUCCAAAAAUAAGAUUCCUUUUUCAUGGUAAUCAGCAAAAACCCGAUGUGCUCAAGCAAAUUUUUUUACUUUUGCUAGUGUGGCGAAGAGGCGAAAAAGCGAAGGUAUUUAUUACGCGUUUUAUAAUUGGGGGAAGGGCAUGUGACUCUGCAUAUCGUCCAAGUCAAGUCAAGUUUUGUGCGAAAUUUUUAACACUUUACCUGCCGCAGACUAUGGAAAUCACCUGGACUGGUAGAAUCACAUUGCACGGCAACGAAUACUUUCGUUUGGAUGUCCUUUGAAUGGCAAACAACAACGACGUAAACACGAAACAAUCAGUCAUGUUGUCGGAAAAAUUUAAGAAAAAGUGGAACAAAAAGGAUAUGGGUGAAUCGAUAUCUUUUACCAAGGAAAAAGCAGAUGAUGUCCUUCGUGAACAAGAGAGGAUUGCAGAAUUUCUCAGCGCGAAAGAUGUAGCGCCCUGGUUUCGCGGAACGUCCGUAUUUCAUUUGGAAGGGGCAAAUCGCCUCUUUAAUGCCAUACGUGAUGACACGGAGCAAAGUACAUCGCAUCGUGUACGGGCUUGUCUUAAUUUGCUGGGUCUGGACCCGAUUAUUAGCUCAAAGGAAAUUAAAUUCUUAAUGCGUUUAAGUCGGGGCAACGAUUUAGCUUUCCUAUGGUUUCUCAUGGAAUUGCACUAUCAUACACCGAAACCGCAUUUUAGCGUUAACGAACAAUUAAUAUGCUCAGCCAUUUGUCACCUGGAUAUGAUAACAACGCUAAGAGAGUUGGAUAAAAUUCUGCCGGAUUAUCAUAAAAUUAAACGCAGAAAAGCAUCGAGCAGAAGCGAAAGACCAAAAUCAAUAUCCGUUUAUACAAAUAAGAUGAAAACCAAAAAAAAGUAUAUUUUACCUUAUUUUGAAAAGUUGCGAAAGCCAAAAUUGUAUGGCAAACCGCUGGUGCUGAAAUUACCAAAUUUCAGUGUAGAUGUCAACAUUUACAAGCCUUAUACCGAUCCUAACUAUGUGGUGCCGAAUGAGAGUAACCGAUGGUACGCUAACUAUCAGUUUCAGACCAGCAAGCGUAUUGCGAAUCGCAUUAUACGCGAUGAAAUUGGGGCGAUGUUUAAAGAUCUUGAAGGAGCCAAAUUGAAGGCUUCUCAAAUACACGUAAUAUGCGAUUAUCACAAAACGCUUAAGGGAAUCGAAGAGAAAAUGCAUCACGAGUUACAAGUUAAGUUAAGAGAUAAAUGCCUAUUAAAGUAUUUCGGUUCGCUUAAGAAAGCAGAAGAACGAGCCGAGGCAAUGAAAAAACGAUUGGAAGAAGAAAUUGAAAAACAGAUGGAUAUAUUUCGCAAAGAAGCGCGAACUAUUCGUAAGCAAAUGACUUUAAAGACGCUUACGAGUGAAUGCGAACUUAUCGAUGUUGUGCUGGGAGAGGAAGGUGUGGAAAUUUGUAAAAAAACUGAUGAAGAAAUUAAAAGUGCGAAAAAAAAGUGCGAAAUAGCGCCCGACAAGUGUAACAAGGAUAACGCCGACGAGCCGAAGAAAAGCAGCUUCGUUGCUAAACAAGCGCAUAUAAAGGGCGUUACCGACGACGCAGAUGCGAUGAGCAUUUUGAGUAAGGAACAACUGAUUAAUGUCGAAAAUUUACAUCCGCGUAUUAGUGCGCGUUCUUCGCGCGGCAGUGUACGACGUGUGUCGCACGUUUCCAAUUUAUCAAAUUUUGCCAGCACAUACAUACGCCCCUAUGAUUACGGUCAUAUUUGUGUGACCCCAACAGAAUCGCAGACAUUCUUUCAAGCGCCUACAAAUCAUAAACCGUUUACUUUUGAUUAUCGUAAAAUUUUCGAGUUUAAAGACAAAAGCUCCGCCGACGAUAUGAAAAUGAAGAAUGUCUUUUUGGAGGCCUUGGAUGAAGACAUUUCGAAUCUAACCGCAUUACAAAAGGCGAAAAUGAACGUUCUGGAAAGUGCUAAAAAAUGCGCUAACAAAAUAUGGCUUGAUGCCGUUAAAGAACGCUUAGAAAAAGAUGCCGAAGAGUUAUUAUAUAGGCAAGGCCUAGGUAAACCGCUAGUACAAUAUCCUAAUAAUGCCUAUUAUGAUCCAAGGGAUAAAGUUUUAAUGGAAAAAAUGCUAUUCGACGCUUUUGAGUAUUUGCGUAAAAAUCCAAAAUUUGUUUGGGCUCAGUUACCUGAAGCUCACAAAGUGCCUAUGUUAAGGGAAUGGAUAGCCCGGCGAUAUGGUAAAGUGUACACAAAUAAAGAGCGUUGGCGUUCGUAUAGAGUCUCUUUAAAGAUAUUUCAAGCACUGUACACAUUGGAUAUGUCACUCCCACCGCCGACUGCUGCGCAGCUGGGUCGCAAUAUGUUCCUCAGUUAUAAUUGUCGCGAUUACAUAGAUAAGAAGGGUCAGGCAAUUAAAAAUGAUUACGAUCGCCGUCUAAAUGAGAAUAUAAUGGAACAAAGCCGCGUCUUUUGGUUUGCUAUGCAAGGCCAUCUUUGCUCUGGCGGACCUCCACGUAAUACAUUUUUUGCUUACAUGCCAUCCCGAUACCGCGACAUUCAACGUUUCCGUCUAUGGAAAUCGAAUGAGUAUCGAAACUAUAAGCGCGCUUAUGAGAAGCGGCGGAUUAAUAAAUAAAUGAAUGUAAUCUCUUUCAACUUUUGACUUCUUUCUUUUUAUGUCUUCAAAUUUAAUAA